CAGAACACAACCAUGUUGUAUUAGAUUAAGAUGUAGUGAUAAAACACACAGGGGUCACGAAUCCCUCCUUUUCACUUUGAUUAGCAUUGUGAAACUAAUGAAAUCUAGAUUACUGAUUCCAGCAAAUAAAAACACAAGGAGGUCAUGAAUCCUUCUUCACUCUUAUUAGUGUGGAUAAACAGCUGAGGCCCGGAGUCCUGAUUCAGCUCUCCCACAGAGACAGUAAACACACCAUCAGCAGAAGCCCGGGUCACCCUCAUACUGCUCAGCCAACCAGAUGAGAGCUGAGCCUCUCACCCACAACUAAGGGCGACACGCACUCUCUCACGGUCUCAUUUCAGUGCUGGCUGUGUCCCCUCACACAUUUUGCAAUUCCACUCCACCUUGCUGACCUUAGAGCUGCGUUCCACAUUACUGGCAUCGGGAAUUGACACCAUCUUGUUGCUCUUGGGAUUCUAUUCUGAGGAUUCUGAUAUUUUAUCUGAACUGGAUGAAAGAGAGAGAGAGAGAGAGAAAUGGUUGAAGCGACGCUGGAGAUCAUCGCCAUGUGCCUGGGAUUUGUGGGUCUGAUCGGGGCGUCCGCCACGACGGGGCUGCCCAUGUGGAAAGUGACCGCCUUCAUCGGGGAGAACAUCAUCGUGAUGGAGACGCGCUGGGAGGGCCUGUGGAUGAACUGCUACCGGCAGGCGAACGUGAGGAUGCAGUGUAAGGUGUAUGACUCCCUGCUGGCUUUGUCGCCUGACCUGCAGGCAGCCCGCGGGCUCAUGUGCUGCUCGCUGGCCCUGGCCGGCCUGGGCCUGCUCAUCGCCAUGGCGGGGAUGCGCUGUGUGUCCUGCCUGCAGGACAACGACCGCGGUAAGAGCAUCAUCCUGAUGACCGCGGGUGGCAUGCUGCUCCUGGCCUCUCUCUGCGUCUUCAUCCCCGUCUCCUGGACCGGCCACGUCAUCAUCCGGGACUUCUACAACCCACUGCUGAUCGAUGCCCAGCGCAGGGAGCUGGGAGAGGCGCUCUACAUCGGCUGGGUGACCGGUGGCUUCCUGUUCGCCUCGGCCCUCAUACUCAUCUGUCGCCGCGUGCCCAGGGACACGGGCUCGUUCGAUGUACUUCACCCAAAGAACCCCACACUGCUUGGAUACCUCCCCGCGCCGCAAAACCCGGCUCUAACCGGUUACCAGCCUGUUGUAAACAACCCCAGCUUCGUCUCAAGCCAUCCUGCUCCGUACAACACCAGUUUGGUUCGGAAUCAAUCCACUUCACACAGCGGAAGUUUCACUCAGAAUAUAUCUGUUCCAUUUAACAACAGUUUUGCUCAGAGCCAGCCCGUGACAGUAAAUGGCAGUUUUGUUCAUCAACCGCCUUCUUCGCACAGCUCCCCCUUCGUGGGAAACCUGUCCACUCCUGGGAACUCGAUCUACAUUGGCCAGACAUCCGUUCCUUUCACCCCUAGUAAUGGGGGCCACCAGUUCUCUUCAUACAAUUCUAUUUAUACCGGGUUCAAGCCACAACCACAAAACCCUGUGUUCAUAGGGUAUAACUAUUCUACUGCUGCACCUCGCAGUGUGAGUAGCAUUAGUCAAUAUAUAUGAACAAAAACAACAUGUGGAAAUGGAGCAAUCUGCCAUCUUAUAAAAUCAAAUUGACAUGACAUUAUUUUCUGUUAGUUCCACUGAACCUACUGUGUACCAUCACUGUGGUAUUUUUUCAUAGUGACAUAUGGUGGGUG
Molecule: messenger RNA, 1723 nt
Organism: Megalops cyprinoides (Indo-Pacific tarpon)
Lineage: Eukaryota; Metazoa; Chordata; Actinopteri; Elopiformes; Megalopidae
Product: claudin-8-like
Exons: 1
Coding region: 516-1586 (356 amino acids)
Biological process (GO): bicellular tight junction assembly; cell adhesion
Cellular component (GO): bicellular tight junction; plasma membrane
Molecular function (GO): structural molecule activity
Source: RefSeq, a predicted model, not a curated record